Cavia porcellus (domestic guinea pig) is the source of this 6630-nucleotide messenger RNA. RefSeq names its product von Willebrand factor A domain containing 8 (gene Vwa8). Gene Ontology annotation, cellular component: cytoplasm. Gene Ontology annotation, molecular function: ATP binding; ATP hydrolysis activity. The record is from RefSeq and is a predicted model, not a curated record. Bases 75 to 5795 code for a protein of 1906 amino acids. NCBI's taxonomy places the organism in Eukaryota, Metazoa, Chordata, Mammalia, Rodentia, Caviidae. The transcript has 45 exons.
CCCCUCGGCGCACUUCCGUCCCGGGAGACGUCGGACCGGGACUCCUUAACGCCCUCGGCUCAGCCGCCAGCCCCAUGCAGUCUCACCUCCUGCUUCUUGGAGCUCCCGGCGGCCACAGUGCCGCAGCCUCGCGGCGUGUGCGGCUGCUCCUGCGGCAGGUGCUGCGAGGCCGGCCGGGCGCCGCCGAGCAGCGUCUGCAGGUCCGCCUGGUGCACGCCGGGGCGGGGGCCGACACAGGUGAUACAAUUAAUAUUGGAGAUGUAUCCUACAAGUUGAAAAUGCCUAAGAACCCAGAACUUGUGCCACGGAACUACAUUUCAGAACCUCUGGGUCAGUCUGUUAUUCAGCAUCUGAGAUGGAUAAUGCAAAAGGAUCUUUUGGGGCAAGAUAUUUUUCUAAUUGGACCUCCUGGACCUCUUCGACGCUCAAUUGCUAUGCAGUACUUGGAACUGACGAAACGGGAAGUUGAAUAUAUUGCUUUAUCCAGGGACACCACUGAAACUGAUCUCAAACAGCGACGAGAGAUCCGGGCAGGAACGGCGUUUUACAUUGAUCAGUGUGCAGUUCGUGCCGCCACAGAAGGCAGAACUCUCAUUUUGGAGGGCCUCGAAAAGGCGGAGAGGAAUGUUCUCCCUGUACUGAACAACUUGCUGGAAAACAGGGAAAUGCAGCUUGAAGAUGGACGCUUCCUGAUGUCUGCCGAGCAUUACGACAAACUUCUCAAAGAUCAUACCAAAGCAGAGUUGGAUGCUUGGAAAAUCAUCCGAGUUAGUGAAGAUUUCCGAGUGAUUGCUUUGGGCUUGCCAGUGCCCAGGUACUCUGGAAACCCGUUAGAUCCUCCUCUCCGUUCUCGGUUUCAAGCCAGAGAUAUUUAUUUUCUACCCUUUAAGGACCAACUUAAGCAACUGUAUUCAGUGGGAGCCAGUGUCUCUGCUGAGAAAAUUUCUCAGCUCUUGUCCUUUGCCACAACUCUCUGUUCCCAAGAAUCUUCCACUCUUGGACUUCCAGAUUUUCCUUUAGAUAGUUUACCAGCUGCAGUUCAAAUCCUGGAUUCUUUUCCUAUGAUGUCAAUCAAGCAUGCAAUCCAGUGGAUUUAUCCGUACACUAUUUUACUUGGAAAUGAAGGGAAGAUGGCUGUGGAAGGUGUUUUAAAACGUUUUGAACUCCAAGACACAGGAAGCUCUGUGCUUCCUAAAGAGAUUGUAAGAGUGCAGAGGAUGACUGCAGACCGUGUCUCUCAUGCUUGUGUGACUGUCCAAGUUGCAGGAAAAGAAGUGACCAUUAAGGUGCCAGCUGGAACCAGACCAUUAGGUCAAGCUUGUGCAUCAGACCACUUCAUACAGACUUUGAGCCAUAAGCAGCUAUUAGCUGAAAUGAUGCAAUCUCACAUGGUUAAGGACAUAUGUUUAAUUGGAGGAAAGGGUUGUGGGAAAACAGUCAUCGCUAAGAACUUUGCUGAUACCUUAGGAUACAACAUAGAGCCCAUUAUGCUGUAUCAGGAUAUGACAGCACGUGAUCUACUGCAGCAGAGAUACACUCUUCCAAAUGGAGACACUGCCUGGAGAUCCUCCCCACUCGUGAAUGCAGCUAUGGAAGGCAAACUGGUCCUGUUGGAUGGCCUUCAUCGAGUCAAUCCCGGCACACUUGCUGUCUUGCAAAGGUUAAUCCAUGAUCGAGAGCUCAGUCUCUACGACGGCUCUAGGCUGCUAAGAGAAGACAGGUACAUGAGCUUAAAGGAAGAGCUUCAGCUGUCUGAUGAGCAGCUACAAGAGAGGUCUAUUUUUCCAAUUCACCCCUCCUUUAGAAUCAUUGCUUUGGCAGAACCCCCUGUUGUUGGAAGCACAGCACAGCAGUGGCUGGGACCGGAAUUCUUAACCAUGUUCUUUUUCCAUUAUAUGAAACCACUUGUGAAAUGUGAAGAAAUCCAAGUGAUUAAGGAAAUGGUUCCAAAUAUACCUCAGGAAGCUUUGCACAAAUUGUUAUCAUUUACACACAAACUCAGAGAAACCCAGGAUCCAACGGCACAGUCCUUGGCAGCGUCGCUUUCCACCCGGCAACUGUUACGGAUUUCCCGGCGGCUGUCGCAGUACCCUGCUGAAAAUCUGCACAGUGCUGUUACUAAAGCGUGCCUUUCCAGGUUCUUGCCAAGCCUUGCUAAGUCAGCAUUAGAAAAAAAUUUGGCAGAUGCUGCAAUAGAAGCAGGUACUGAUGAUAAUCUGGAACCAGAACUGGAGAAUUUCAAAUGUGAAGUAGUAUCUGGAUCUCUGAGGAUUGGCACUGUUAGUGCACCGAUAUAUAAUGCUCAUGAGAAAAUGAAGGUGCCUGAUGUUCUCUUCUAUGACAAUAUUCAGCACAUGAUAGUAAUGGAAGACAUGCUGAAAGACUUUCUCCUUGGAGAACAUUUGUUAUUGGUUGGCAACCAGGGUGUAGGAAAAAACAAGAUUGUUGACAGAUUCCUUCACUUGCUCAACAGACCCCGAGAAUAUAUUCAGCUGCACAGGGACACCACUGUACAAACACUGACUCUUCAGCCAUCAGUUAAAGAUGGACUCAUUGUGUACGAAGACUCGCCUUUGGUUAAAGCAGUAAGGUUGGGUCAUGUUCUGGUAGUAGAUGAGGCAGAUAAAGCCCCAACAAAUGUCACCUGUAUUUUGAAAACUCUAGUGGAAAAUGGAGAAAUGAUUCUAGCAGAUGGAAGACGCAUUGUUGCAAAUUCCGCUAAUGUGAAUGGAAGAGAAAAUGUUAUAGUGAUUCAUCCGGACUUUAGGAUGAUUGUUCUGGCCAACAGACCUGGAUUUCCUUUCUUAGGCAAUGACUUCUUUGGAACCUUAGGUGACAUAUUUAGCUGCCAUGCAAUUGACAACCCCAAGCCUCACUCAGAGCUUGAAAUGCUCAAAAAGUACGGACCAAAUGUGCCUGAACCCAUCCUUCAGAAGCUUGUGGCAGCGUUUGGUGAGCUAAGGAGUUUGGCUGACCAGGGAAUUAUUAACUAUCCUUAUUCCACGAGGGAAGUCGUCAACAUUGUCAAACAUUUGCAGAAAUUUCCUACUGAAGGUCUCUCCAGUGUGGUUCGAAACGUGUUUGACUUUGAUUCCUACAACAAUGACAUGAAGGAGAUUUUGAUUAAUACUUUACACAAAUAUGGGAUACCUAUUGGAGCAAAACCUACAAAUGUCCACCUGGCAAAGGAGUUGCCUCUGCCAGAGCAGACAUUCAUGGGCUACUGGACAACUGGCCAUGCAAGAGAUGGAAUGCAAAAGCUCUUGUGUCCAGCAGAAACUCAUCUUAUAGAUGUAAAGGGUCCAGUGCUUAUAAACAUACAAGAGUAUCCAAUAGAAAGACAUGAAGAAAGAUCCCUCAGCUUUACUGAGGCGUGUGCCUCCUGGAGGUUACCACUGGAUGAAAUGAAUUUAAUCUGUGACAUUGCUACAUCACAUGAAAAUGAGGAAAAUACUCUGUAUGUAGCUGCAUGCAAUCCUGUUUCCUUAUACUUUAUGAAUAUGACUGGGAAAAGUGGCUUCUUUGUGGAUCUAUAUGAUAUCUUCCCAAGAACGGCCAGGGGAGUUUGGCAUCCAUUUGUGACAGUGGCACCACUGGGAAGUCCUCUCACGGGCCAAGUUAUUCUCCACGAGGAGCAGAGUAAUGUCAUCCUCUUGCUAGAUACCACUGGGCAGACCAUUCGUCGUCUCGUCAUGCCUUUGGAAGAGGAGAUUUCGAAAAGAUCAUCCUGGUGGAACAACGAAGAAAGUGAAGCUUAUAAAAUGUGUAAAGAAUUUUCCCAUAAAAACUGGAUAGUAGUCUACAAAGAAAAAGGGAACAGCUUGACGGUACUGGAUGUUUUGGAAGGGCGAACUCACACCAUCUCACUGCCUAUCAACCUCAGGGCAGUUUUCCUUGUAGCAGAGGACAAAUGGCUUCUGGUGGAGAGCAAAACGCAUCAAAAAUAUCUUCUAACAAAGCCAGCACAUAUUGAAUCUAAAGACAGUGGGGUUUGCCAGUUAUAUGUCUUGAAGGAGGAGCUGCCAAGCACUGGGUUUGGAGUUACCCAAGAAGGAGAAUUUAGCAUACCUCAUAAAGUUUCCAGGGAUCAACUGUCAUCUGAAAAUCUAAGUUCUGCUGUGGGACAAAAGAUUGCCUCUCCCAACCGAAUUCUCUCAGAUGAGAACAGUUAUGCUACCAUAGUUGUUGGUUUUCCAGAUCUCAUGUCACCCAGUGAAGUUUAUUCUUGGAGGAGGCCAACAUCUUUGCAUAAAUCAAGUGUCCCCAGUACAUCAUUCUAUGGAGAGAAGAAAAAACAUAAGACUCCAAAACAGAGCAAUUGUGUGAUUCUUUCAGAUACUAAUCAGGUAGUCAGGAUUUUGCCCCCAGGAGAAGUCCCUUUGAAAGACAUCUAUUCAAAAGAUGUUAACCCUCCACAGACAGCUGGGUAUAUAGAAGUCACUGAUCUUCAAUCAAAGAAACUCCGAUAUGUCCCUGUUCCCAGAUCAGAAUCUCUCUCGCCUUAUACCACAUGGCUAUCAACUAUUUCGGACACAGAUGCUCUGCUGGCUGAGUGGGACAAAAGUGGUGUUGUUACGGUUGACAUGGGAGGUCAUGUCAGGCUUUGGGAAACUGGGCUCGAAAGUCUUCAGCGGUCACUCAUGGAAUGGAGAAACAUGAUUGGACAAGAAGGCGACAGACACAUGCAGAUAACAAUCAACAGAGAUAGCGGUGAGGACGUGAGCUCCCCCAAGCACGGGAAGGAAGACCCAGACAAUAUGCCCCACGUGGGCGGCAAUACUUGGGCUGGUGGAACAGGAGGAAGAGACACUGCAGGAUUAGGGGGCAAAGGAGGUCCUUACCGACUGGAUGCAGGCCACACAGUCUACCAGGUCUCUGACGCUGAGAAGGAUGCAGUUCCCGAGGAGGUCAAGAGGGCUGCAAGAGAGAUGGGCCAGAGAGCAUUUCAACAGAGGCUAAAGGAGAUUCAGAUGAGCGAAUACGAUGCUGCCACCUAUGAAAGGUUUUCAGGUGCUGUCCGACGACAGGUGUCCUCCCUCCGAGUCAUCCUGGAUAACCUUCAGGCUAAAGGUAAAGAAAGACAGUGGCUGAGACACCAAGCUACCGGGGAACUAGAUGAUGCCAAAAUCAUUGAAGGGCUGACUGGAGAAAAAGCCAUCUACAAACGUCGGGGUGAGCUGGAGCCUCAGCUGGGCAGCCCACAACAGAAACCCAAGCGUCUGCGCCUGGUGGUGGAUGUGUCUGGCAGCAUGUACCGCUUCAAUGGGGUGGAUGGCCGGCUGGAACGCUCCAUGGAGGCCGUGUGUAUGGUCAUGGAAGCCUUCGAGAACUAUGAGGAGAAGUUCAAGUACGAUAUCACUGGACACUCUGGAGAUGGCUACAACAUUGGUCUAGUUCCAGUUGACAAAAUUCCAAAGGACAAUAAGCAAAGACUAGAAAUUCUGAAGACAAUGCAUGCCCAUUCACAGUUCUGCAUGAGUGGGGACCAUACACUAGAGGGGACAAAACAUGCCAUCAAGGAAAUUGUCAAAGAAGAAGCUGAUGAGUAUUUUGUCAUAGUCUUGAGUGAUGCAAACCUGUCACGAUAUGGAAUACAUCCUGCAAAGUUCGCUCAGAUCCUGACAAGUGAACCUCAAGUAAAUGCUUUUGCUAUUUUUAUUGGAUCUUUAGGUGAUCAAGCAACCAGGCUUCAGAGAACUCUACCAGCCGGCCGAUCUUUCAUUGCCAUGGACACUAAGGACAUCCCUCGGAUUCUACAGCAGAUCUUCACCUCUACCAUGUUGUCCAAUGUUUAACAAAUGCCCUUUACUACCCUAACGACCUUAGGACUUGAAACAAGAUAGGAAUAAAGAGUAUUCUCAAAAGAAGAUAAAUACAAAGCGAACUCAGGCAGUCACUGUGUAAUUCUGGCAUUUCUGGCUCUUCCUGCGCCUUGUCUGGUAAUCAGAAUUCAGAAGAGUAACCAGGGGACUGGCACAUGGAAACGGACAAUCACUGAGGGGUCUAGAAGUCCUCAGAAGAAUCGAUUUUAUAAAAGGUCGGGGUUAAAAAGGCAGUAAAGAAUUGCAGUGUUUGGCCUUAUUUUUUCCAGUAGGAAAAGUGACUCUAUCAAACUGAGCCUUUGAGGCCACAUUUUCAUGUUGUACUUAAAUCUCUGUACAUGCCACCUACCAUGUUUUUGUCUAGUGAGUAUCUUUAUUUUCUCCCUUCUGUAUUAUCCAGCAAACAGUUUUUCCCCCCAGCGGGUAGUUAACCCACUGAAAAAUUGUUCCAACAGCAGUAUUUUAUAAAGGUUGGAUUUUCUCAGUAAUUCCAUUUUCUUGACCAAAGCCAAAAGGAAUCAAAAGAUCGUUAGCAUGCUUGCUUUCCCAAGUGACUUCUAAAAAACCCUUUUAGUAAUGAAGAGCAAAUGUCUGAUUCUUUCUACUGCCUGAGCGAGUGGAAGGAUAAAGAUUUCUUGACUCAAAUAACUGCUUUUUAUUCUUCUAAUGCUUCUCAAAAUUUCCCCACUACUGUGUUUUGAUGUUUAAAACAGUAGUCAAAAUAGCAAAUGCUUGUACGACAAACUAUUUAUUGAAAACAUUCACAUAGAAAUUACUUAAACGUAAAGUAAAAGGCAGAAUGCUUGAA